AGGACUUCUGGUUUGUUGGUUGUGACAAUUUAACUCUAACUGUAAUCGACAAAUAACAGGAUCGGUAGUGCGUUGUGAUUGUAACAGACUUAAUUUGAAAAUGAUUAGUGAAACUUAUGGGGAAACCCUGAUUUGAAAAAUCAGGAAAAAUUAAAAAAAAUUAGCAGGAAUUAAAUGUACAACUUAACUGCUGGCGUUUUUAUGUCGUUAUUCGAAUUGUUUCGGAGGAAUUGAUUAAUUGAACCAAUAAUGGGAACAAUAAGCAAGGCUGCAUUCAAUCAAGAUAUUGCGGAACUUGUUGAGAAAACAGCGGAUUUGGACCUGAGGUACCAGUGGCAGUUUAAUGAUUACAGAAAUGAGCAGUUUUUAUCGAACAGUUCAGUACUGGAAUUGAACGGCGAAACGAUUUUACGCACAUUUCAUAUUACUUAUAGUGAAAGCUAUGGAGUUCCCAUACUGUGGUUUAUUUUUAGUCGGCAAACCGGUGCUUUAUUAAGCAUAGAGGAAAUUUUGGAACUAAUGCCUGCUGAUAAACAGAAAGCAAUAUCGGCAGAUUGUCUAACUUCAAUAUCCCAACGCGAGCAUCCUGCUUUCAACCUUCUUUUCUACCACUUUCACCCUUGUAGGACAGCAGAUGUUAUGAAGAAUGUCCGCUAUGAUAAUUAUGUUAUUAGCUGGCUAUCAAUUUUCGGCUCACUUUUGCAUUUGUUACCGCUACCAAAUGAAAUAUUUAUGAAAAAAUGAUGUUGUAACAGCUACUGGAGUAAACAACUAUGGUCUUUCUUGAUGUUUAAAAUCAUUAAUUCUAUUUUGAAUUUUCAGUCAUUUGAUAGUACUGCAUUAAGGAAAAAGACUGGGUGAUUCCAAAAUUAAUACAUUUGCUGGUAGCAGUUUAUUGCAUUUGUCUUGUUCAGGUGAUAGCAAUAUGUUUGUCAUUGUUAUUGGAUGGGAAGGAAGAAGGAAUAAUGCAUUUAUUUCAGCUUUACAUUUGUUGUCAUCAAUUUUAUACCCUUUCUUUAUUUAUGUAUAUUUUAAUAAAAAAUACUCC
This is a messenger RNA of Loa loa (African eye worm), 1048 nucleotides long. Its product is annotated as autophagocytosis associated protein domain-containing protein. Bases 250 to 744 code for a protein of 164 amino acids. The transcript is spliced from 4 exons. Gene Ontology annotation, biological process: macroautophagy; protein lipidation; protein modification by small protein conjugation. NCBI's taxonomy places the organism in Eukaryota, Metazoa, Nematoda, Chromadorea, Rhabditida, Onchocercidae. Gene Ontology annotation, cellular component: intracellular anatomical structure. The record is from RefSeq and is a predicted model, not a curated record. Gene Ontology annotation, molecular function: Atg12 transferase activity.